This is a messenger RNA of Ambispora gerdemannii, 3657 nucleotides long. Lineage: Eukaryota; Fungi; Glomeromycota; Glomeromycetes; Archaeosporales; Ambisporaceae. The record is from the annotation of a GenBank genome assembly.
AUGCCACCUGAGCGACCGAACCGUAAACGCAUUCCUCCGAGACCGCCUCAAUCACCUUUCCAAGUGAACCCACAAGCUUCAACAUCUCAAGUAGCUGCAUCGCCAAGAGACGCUUCAAUGCUUCAAAGAAAAAAACGAAACACGUUACCUGAGCAGCCUUCAGGUCAAAAAACAAGGCCCUCAGUGUUUGACCGUUUGGGAACGAAAAAUACAGGAAAUUCUCCUGCCGAAAGACAAUUAGGAACGAAAAAAGAAAAAGUAGAGCAUGUUUUUAGUGGCGAGGCAAGAAAACCAGUUCGUCGCAUAUCAGAGGAUACUCGAAUUUCUCGUCCAGUCGAGCGGGAAGAGCGUACUCUAGAUAUAGAUCGCAAACCCACUGCUGUCAAAACCAAAGAGCCACAAGAAAAAAGCCAAACGGACAAUAAAUCUGAAGACAAGAGUGUCUCUAAAGAAUCUCCAAAUUUACAAAAGCAUGAAGAUGUUCCAAAAGAAGUCCCCCAGGAACCACUAAUCGAGUCCAUGGAUAAUAAUGACAAUGCCACCAGUGAAAUUCCAAACGAUAGCUUAAGCGAUCGAGGUAAAAAAACAAAUAAAUCUGUCCUACCGUCUUCAAAUGACAAUCCAUCUUCGGAAUCUAAUAGACAUCAUGAAAAAGAGCAGAUUGAAAUUAAAGAUAACAUAGAAAAGAAAGCUAAAUCGUCCAGUAGUCGCAGUGAACCAUCAUCUGAUGAAGGUCGUAAUAUAGACCGAGAACGACAUAAUGAUAAUGAACGGACGAUCCGUCUAAAUUCAGGUUCAUCUGGAUAUCAAUCUGCUAUCGAAGAUCGUAGAGCACAACGUGAACGAGAAAGAGAGGAGAGAUACAAUCGAGCCAUGGCCACAGAGAGACCUCCUCCUUUCCCUUUUGAAAGAAACACCGAACGUGAUAGAGAAUGGCGUGAACGAGGACGCCCAACAAGAUAUAAUAAUAAAAAUUUCUUAGAAAACAAAACAUAUUUUGACACUCAACGUAAAAACGAACGUGAUAAAAUUCCACGCAAUAGAGAGCGCAUCGAAAUGGACAAAGGGAAUUCAGGCUCGGAAAGUUUGUCUUCAAACACAGUUCGCGCCGGAGAGGCAAGCAGAUCUUCUAGUGUAUCGGCAAGGGAACGUUCUAUAAUUCCUAAUGAUCAAAAUCAGGAGAAAACGCAAAAAGAGAGUCCAUUAAAGGAUCGAGAAAAAGACAAUAAACAACGUGAAUUAAAUGUCAAAGAGGCAAGACAUCGCGAAGAUCUAAUAAGAGACAGAGAAAGAGAUGCGAGAUCACGCGAAGAAACUUUAAGAGAGAGAGACAGGGGAAUGAAAAUGCGCGAUGAGGGACAUACGCGUACUACUGGAGUUCCUGACCUUUAUCGGCCCUCGACAGAUCUUCAUCUUAGAGAUCCUGAACGCCGUCCAAUACGUGAUUUCGAAAGAGAAUUUCGCGAUCGGGAUCUUCGCAAUGAUAUAAUAGCUUCUGAUAGAUAUCAUGCUGAAUAUGGGAGAGAAAGAGAACAAAUUCGAGAUUUUUUACCCGAAAAUUUUUCUGAUCGUCACCUGAGACCAAACGAACAGCGGCCUUCCUGGGAUCUGGAUCGUGACAUUAGAGAUAGUGACUUUCGCGGCCCUCCGAUAUUUUCUGAUAAAGAUUUCACAGAUCACAGAAGAGAAAAGGCAAAUGAUGCUCGUCGUCUAAGUCCAAGCGCCACUAGUGAAAAAAUAAUUUCGCAUAGGCAACCUUCAGACCGCUACCCAAGAGAUUCUGAAAAACCACCCAUGCGUGAAGAUUCAAGCUCUAAAGUUGGAAAAUCAGAAUCUAAUAGUCGGGAAGUUAUUGACAUAGAUAAGAAUACACGAUCAAAAGAUGAAAGCGAUCGUGAUGCACAAAAUGGACAAACUCUGGAUAAUCGCUCCAAGGAUGAUAAAAAUAUCAAUCAUUUGAAUAAAGAAUCUAAGCUCACACAAUCUUCUCAAGAUGAAAUUGAAUUGCCAUAUCCAUGGAAAAAAUGUCUUUCUAGUAAGAAAAAAAUCUAUUAUUUCAAUACAAUUACACGAGAAAGCCGCUGGACAUUUCCAAAUGUAAUUGAUAAAAAUGAGACAAAUCGCAACAAACCAGCCAUUGAUAACAAUAGUCGUGCUGGUCCAAGUGCAUCUCGAAAUAUUCGAAAAUCCGAGCGUGAAGAUGAAAGUGAAACGCCUCCACAUAAAAAGAUUCGUCUGGAUGAUCAUGAUUCUAAAGAAAGUCCAAAUAUAGAUAAUAGGCAAAUGACGACUCGUGAUACUGAUCAACAUAUUAGAGAAAGUAUAUCACCCACUACUCCCACAAGCAAUUUGUUAUCAAAAAGAGAAACCAAAGAACAAAGACCUAUUAAUGAUUGGCAAUCUGAAACUCCACCUAGACGAUCACGCGGCAAUACUGAAAGUUCUACUGGAACACAUACACCUUCAUCCCCUAUUUCGCAUAAAUCUCAGACAACUCCCACUCAAUUCUCUACACAUAACAGAUCUAGCUCCUCAGGAUUUAAUGAUCGUCGGUUCAGCAGUGAUUAUGAUGUAUCAAUAGGAAUUAGGAGACUUUCUUAUGGUUCAUCUCUUGGACCACCAGUUUCUUUGCGUCUAAAUCCGUCAUUUAACCGUGGAGGUGGCUCAACCGAAAUAUAUGAUAGGAAUAAUGAUUAUCGCAAUGAAGAUUAUUCACCAUCGAAUCGCAAUAACAAUGCGUUAAUUAAUUCAUCUCCUGCACAGUCUCAACAAUCUCCUAAUAACAAUCGGAAUUCACGACAAGGUGCAGGUAAUGGAAGUCGUGGUUUUAUUUCUCCCCCACAACAUUUUCGCUCAAGAUCAACUCAUGAAAUUGAUUCACGAGUUCGCCAUCUCAAAGAUGAAGAUAUGAUUUCUAUAGCAGAAAUUGAUGAAUCCAUCACAUAUACACCCUCUAGAAAAUCUAGUGAAGUUGCCUUUACAUUUCAUAAUGAUAUUACUGACUCAUCAAAGGGAAAGGCAGAUGUAAGCAACGAUGAAAAAAUAAACAAUGACAAUAUUAUGCAAGAAAGUCGACUGCAAAUUAAUAUGCAAGAUGGUUUGAUUGAUUCUGACGAUGACAAUUGGCCAGUUUAUAAUGAAGUUAAUCAACAAUUCGAAGAACAAAAUCCUGCGAAUUUUUUGUUACGAGGGUAUAAUCACAAGACUCUGGAAUCAAACAAAAAAGACCGAUCCGUUAAUAUUGUCGCAGAAUUGUGGGAUAACAUUAGUCAAGAAACUGCUGGUGCAAUUUUCAAUAGCUUGGAAACAAUAGCCAUGAAAACGCAGUCCAAGGAAAAUGAGGAGAAAAAGUCACAUUUGAACGGGCGCUAUGACUAUGAAAGGCACCGAGCUUUGGAAGGCGGGGAAACUUAUUUCCGUCAUAAGCAACAAUGGGCCACUCCACGUCAGAUUCCAGUUGUACACAACGACCUUUAUGAUAAGGUGACUCCUGAGGUAUCUGAGAACCUCUUAAAAAGUUGUGUCUACAUUUUCAAACAUGGAAAUAAUGAAGUUGAAAAUGAGUUUGCAGGAGGAGGGUUGAAUUUAACUGAAGAUCGACGGGAGUUGGUGGUGCAACUUAGUGAAGAGGAGGAUGAAGAUGAAACUCAAACAUGA